Molecule: messenger RNA, 480 nt
Organism: Podarcis lilfordi (Lilford's wall lizard)
Lineage: Eukaryota; Metazoa; Chordata; Lepidosauria; Squamata; Lacertidae
Source: the annotation of a GenBank genome assembly
AUGCUAAGAGGGGAGGCUGUGUCUUGUGGUGGAUGCUUAAACAAAGGACUGGUGCCAAAAGUGCUUGUAGACCUCCGCCAUCACUUAAUUUUGGGCAUGGGGAAAUGGGGCCAGCACUCAUCUCAUGCAUGCAACCUCUGCUACUCAGUUUCCAGAUGUCUUUGGAGUAGCCACCCUCAAGUGGUAAAGCUCCACAAUAGAUCCGAUUUCCUUAGAUCUAUCCUAUGUGUCUAUCUGCCAAGUAUUCUCUCUUCGGACUGGUGCUGGUUGUUCAGAGUCUCAGGCAAGGGUCUUUCCCCAAGCCCUGUUUCCUUUUUAGCUGAAGAUGCUGGGGUUGCAGCAAGGGACUUCGGCAUGGAAAGCAGAUUCUCUACCACUGAGCUGCAGGUGCUUCUUUGCAUGCAUCCAUGUCCGCUAGGUCACAGGGCCAGCAUCCCAGCUUCAAAAGAAUCUUUGGGGGCAGGGGAAGAUUUGUUUUAG